GCGGUCGCUGCGCAGCGCUCGGUGCGGCUUGGCGCUCGCGGCCUGCCCGGGGGCGGCUUCUCCCUCGGAACGCGGUGCCGGAGAGAUGAGAAGACCUGAGUAGAGUUUGACAAUGGAGGCAAGAUCCAUAGUUAUUGGUGUGGAGGGAAUGACGUGCCACUCCUGUGUUCAGGCCAUUGAACAGCAUGUUGGGAAGAUGAAUGGCAUCCAUAACAUCAAAGUAUCUCUAGAUGAUAAGAAUGCCGUCAUUAUUUAUGACUCAAAACUGCACACUCCAGCAACGCUGCAGGAAGCAAUAUAUGACAUGGGGUUUGAUGCCACGUCAGCUGGUUCAAACCCACAACCUGUUUUACCUGACACAAUUUUUCUUACUAUUCCUACUCAAUCAGCUCUAACAUCUAAAGAGCUUCGUAGCGCACUGCUGAAGAACAAAGGUAUCCUGGAUGUUAAGAUGUCUUCUGAUCAAAAAUCUGCAGUGGUGACUUUCCUUUCUUCGGUUGUAAAUGGCAAGCAGAUUGUCCAAAUGGUCCCAGGAGUGGGCUUAAGUAUUUCACCACCAGAAGUAACUCCAGGAACAUGUGAAGAUCCCAGCUGGUCUCCUGCAAGUAGUGUUCUGUUGCGCCUGAAAGUGGACGGGAUGACCUGCCAUUCCUGCACUAGCACUAUUGAAGGGAAGAUUGGCAAAUUGCAAGGAAUUCAACGGAUUAAAGUGUCCUUGGACAAUCAGGAAGCUGUUGUUGUGUAUCAGCCUCAUCUAAUUACAGCAGAAGAGAUCAAAUGCCAAAUCGAAGCUGCAGGUUUCACGGCAUCUUUCAAAAAGCAGCCUAGACCUCUUAAACUCAACAGUGUUGACCUGGAAAGGUUGAAGAAUACUCAGACCAAAACUUCUGACACAGCACCACUGAAAGAAAACACAAGAAAUGGGAAUGAUACAAAGACUGCUGUCUUCAGAAUCGAUGGCAUGCACUGCAAUUCAUGUGUCCUCAAUAUUCAAAGCACCAUAUCAAUGCUCCCAUCAGUAACAAAUAUAGUUGUUUCAUUAGAGAAUAAAUCUGCUAUUGUAAAAUACAACCCGAACUUAAUUACCAUAGAUGUACUGAGAAGUGCCAUAGAGGCAGUGUCCCCACAGACAUUUCAAGUCAGCCUCCUUGACAAAUAUGAAAAUGUAGCACUUUUCCCUGCACUGGCGUCUCCACUGAAGUCUGUGAAGGAUGCUGGCCAGCCCCUUACUCAAGUCGUUGUGAUAAACAUCGAGGGAAUGACUUGCAAUUCUUGUGUGCAGUCUAUUGAGGGAGUCAUUUCCCAAAAGGCUGGUGUAAAAUCUAUUAAUGUCUCUCUGGCAAAUAGUAAUGGAAUUAUAGAAUAUGACCCUCUGCAGACAUGCCCAGAAGAUUUGCGAUGCUCCAUAGAAAAUAUGGGGUUUGAUGCUUCUUUGCCAGAAAAGACAGGACCGCCUGUGGGAACUCAGCCCACACCCAAAGAGCAGCCAGAAUCUGCUGUGCCUACCUCCAAAAUGUUACAGGGCUUUGUUGCUAAACAGGAGUCCAAGAGCCUGUCAAAGUGCUACGUCCAAGUCACAGGAAUGACAUGUGCUUCAUGUGUAGCCAACAUUGAGAGAAAUUUGAGAAGAGAAGAUGGAAUACAUUCAGUACUUGUUGCCCUAAUGGCAGGGAAGGCAGAGGUGAGGUACAAUCCUGCUGUCAUACACCCUUCAGCUAUUGCAGAGCUCAUACGGGAACUGGGAUUUGGAGCGACCGUGAUGGAAAGCAGUGGUGAAGGAGAUGGAAUUCUGGAUCUUGUUGUGAGAGGAAUGACAUCUGCUGCUUGUGUGCACAAAAUAGAAUCCACCCUCAUGAAGACUAAUGGUGUUUUAUACUGCUCAGUAGCUCUUGCAACCAACAAAGCACAUAUUAAAUACGAUCCUGAGAUCAUAGGUCCUCGAGAUAUUAUACAAGUGAUAAAGGAUUUAGAUUUCACAACUGCUUUAGUGAAAAAAGAUAGAUCUGCUAGUCAUCUAGAUCACAGACAGGAAAUAAGGCAGUGGAGAAGGUCUUUUUUUGUGAGUCUGGUUUUCUGUAUUCCUGUCAUGGCGAUGAUGAUUUACAUGAUGGUUGUGGACAGUCAACUCUCAGAUGCUCACAGACAUCUCAACAUGAGUAGUGAGGAAAUGGAGGCCAUUCACUCCUCUAUGUUCUUGGAACACCAGCUCCUGCCAGGACUGUCUGUUAUGAAUUUUCUGUCAUUCUUACUCUGUGUCCCUGUACAGAUAUUUGGAGGCUGGCACUUCUAUAUACAGGCAUACAAAGCAUUGAAGCACAGAACUGCAAACAUGGAUGUGCUCAUUGUUCUGGCAACCUCCAUUGCGUUCGUCUACUCAUUUGUAAUUCUUCUAGUUGCAAUGGCUGAGAAAGCAAAAGUAAACCCUGUGACUUUCUUUGACACACCUCCCAUGCUGCUGGCAUUCAUCUCGUUGGGCCGGUGGCUAGAGCACGUUGCAAAGGGUAAAACCUCAGAAGCACUGGCACGACUAAUUUCAUUACAAGCUACUGAAGCAACUAUUGUUACCUUGGGCCCCGAUAACAUUCUCUUAAGUGAGGAGCAAGUUGAUGUUGAACUGGUUCAGCGGGGUGAUGUUGUCAAAGUGGUGCCAGGAGGCAAAUUCCCAGUGGAUGGUCGUGUUAUUGAAGGACACUCUAUGGUAGAUGAAUCUCUUAUCACAGGUGAAGCGAUGCCCGUGACUAAGAAGCCUGGCAGCACAGUUAUUGCUGGUUCCAUUAAUCAGAACGGAUCGCUGCUGAUUUCAGCAACCCAUGUUGGAGCUGACACAACUCUUUCACAGAUUGUUAAACUUGUGGAGGAGGCCCAGACCUCAAAGGCUCCUAUACAACAAUUUGCAGACAAAAUUAGUGGCUACUUUGUUCCUUUUAUUGUGGUUGUCUCUGUGGUUACCCUCUUUGCCUGGAUUAUAAUUGGAUUUGUGGAUUUCGAAAUAGUAGAAAAAUAUUUUCUGGGGUACAAUAAGAGCAUUUCUGCAGCUGAAGUGAUAAUCCGCUUUGCAUUCCAAGCCUCUAUCACAGUCUUGUGUAUUGCAUGCCCCUGUUCCCUGGGGUUAGCAACCCCAACGGCUGUGAUGGUUGGUACUGGAGUAGGAGCUCAGAAUGGCAUACUGAUCAAAGGAGGAGAGCCGUUAGAGAUGGCACAUAAGGUAAAUGUGGUUGUAUUUGACAAAACGGGUACAAUUACCCAUGGCACUCCAGAAGUGAUGCGUGUGAAAUACCUCGUAGAGAGUAAUCGACUGCCACAUAAUAAAAUGCUGGCAAUUGUGGGAACUGCAGAGAGUAACAGUGAACAUCCUCUCGGAGCAGCAAUAACAAAAUACUGCAAAAAGGAACUGGGUUCAGAAACCCUUGGGACAUGUACAGAUUUUCAGGUAGUUCCAGGCUGCGGCAUUAGCUGUAAAGUCACCAAUAUAGAACCAUUGCUCUACAGGAAAAAUAAAAUGGUUGAAGAAAACAAUAUGAGAAAUGUGACACUUGUAAAAGUUGAGGAACACGAGGAGGAAUUGGUGCAGCCUGCUCUGAUUAUUGAUGCUGACUUACCAACUGCAGUUACUUCUCAAAAAUACUCUGUUCUCAUUGGUAACCGGGAAUGGAUGAACAGAAAUGGCCUUCUUGUUAAAAAUGAUGUUGACAAAGCCAUGAUUGAACAUGAGAGGAGAGGUCGCACAGCAGUUCUCAUAGCUGUUGAUGGAGUGCUGUGUGGCUUGAUAGCUAUUGCUGAUACUGUAAAACCAGAAGCUGAGCUGGCAGUCUACACAUUGAAGAAUAUGGGUUUAGAAGUUGUUCUAAUGACUGGUGACAACAGCAAAACAGCAAGAUCCAUUGCCUCUCAGGUUGGCAUCUCUAAAGUGUUUGCAGAGGUUCUUCCCUCUCAUAAAGUGGCCAAAGUGAAACAGUUACAGGAUGAAGGAAAACGGGUGGCCAUGGUUGGAGAUGGUAUCAAUGACUCCCCAGCACUCGCUAUGGCUAAUGUGGGAAUUGCUAUUGGCACGGGCACUGAUGUAGCCAUUGAGGCAGCUGACGUGGUUCUCAUUAAGGAUGACUUGAUGGAUGUGGUAGCAAGUAUUGAUUUGUCAAGGAAGACUGUCAAAAGGAUCCGGAUCAACUUUGUCUUUGCGCUAAUUUAUAAUCUUGUUGGAGUUCCCAUAGCUGCUGGUGUGUUCUUGCCUAUUGGUCUGGUUUUGCAGCCCUGGAUGGGAUCUGCAGCAAUGGCUGCCUCCUCUGUUUCUGUUGUGCUUUCUUCUUUGCUGCUAAAGAUGUACCAGAAGCCAAGUUCUGAGAAACUGGAGCUCCGAGCCCGUGGCCAAAUGAAGCAGAAGAGCCCGUCAGAAAUCAGUGUCCAUAUUGGAAUUGAUGACACUGGGACAGGCACUCGUAAGCUGAGUUUAAUGGAUCGAAUCAUCAAUUACAGCAGAGCCUCCAUAAAUUCUCUCUUUUCCGAUAAGCGGUCAGUGAACAGCAUAGUUCUUAAUGAACCAGAUAAGCACUCACUGCUGGUGGGAGGUUUUGGAGAAGAUGAUGACACAAUGUUAUGAAUGAUUUCCAAAAGGAAAAGAGAAAGGAAGUAACAAAAUGGAAGAAUAAUCGAAACAACCUGAAAACUGCCUACAGGCUUGUGCAAGCAAAGAUCGUUUCUGGACGUCGUUACAGAUGCUUUUCUGCCUUUCUGGGGUUUAAUUUUAUCUAUACAGGUAUUUCUUUAAUGUAGAAAAUAAGUUUAUUUCCAAUGGCCUUCUAGUGUACUUUUUUUUAACUAGACUUGUCAAAAAGAAAAAGAGGCAGAAGCUUGCAAAUAGAGCUGUGUUUACAUGAAGCUUGAAGUGCAGCAUCUUCUGGCAGAAUGUCAAAAUACAAUUAAGGAAACUAAAGAAGCAGAAAUGUGUGUUCCAGCCUUUUAAACGGGUUUCUUUAUACACAGUCAGAUUUAAUACUGUGUUUAAAAAAAUUUCAGUAUUUUACAAAUGUGGCAGUUUGUAAGUUCUGUGUUUGCAGAUAGAUGUGCCUUACUUAAAAACUUCUAGGACUGCUCUUGUUUCCACAGCCUGCAUUGUACCAGAAAUCAUUCCUCUCGAAUGCCACCAUCUCUUUUAUAAAUGUCUGGUUCCAACUUUUCUUGCUCCUAGUUUCAAAAGAGAUUUAGUGAUUGCUUCCUAACAUCAGGUUAAACCUGGGUUUAACACUAUACAUCCUUGCCCUAGUACACUCCUACAAAGAUUGUGUGUUUGAAGAUCAAACGGGCUGGGCAGCAAUGUAGCCAGUGCUUACUGCCAGAAUUAACUAGCACUCCUUAAACAAGCCAGAGUAGUUUGGUGUCACACAGACUACCUUUAAAAUAUUUACAGUCCAGUCUCUGGGGAUAUCUAACCUCAUCAAUGAACUUAUUUUUCAGAUACUGCACUAACACCAGUUGCCUGUAGAGAUAAGUGGGCCAGGAAUGGUCCGGAACCUGCUCCAUCAAGCCAAACCUUUUUAGUUUGGGAUGUUCAGAUUUAGGCUUUGUGAAUUAAGACCAACUUCAUUUGUUACAGAACUGAAAUCUCAAAAUGCGAGUUUGAUCAUUUAAUCAUGAAUAUUAAAAAUAUUCUCAAUGAGAACUAAAGUUGGUGUUCAUCACCCAGUAGCUAGCUACCUAUUUGGUAUUUAGUAAACCUUGUUUUUAAAUCCUAUGCUGAGACAGCAAUCUAAAACAAUUAUUAAGUUCAAUACUGUUGAAUUAAAUCAUAAGAUACAAAUAAUGGUGUAAACAUGUGAUUCCAAACAGUGCCACUAAAAUGUCCAAUUCAGAAUAGGACAGGGAUCUCUGUAAUGGUCUAAUUUUUAACUUAAUCUGUGAGUGCAUGGAUUGAGCACGUAAUAAGUCAAAAGCAGUCUUUACUUUUUAACUUUUUUUAACACACAGGAAAAAUACCAGUGUAAAAACAACAGAACUGUGCUGUGGGUUAUGUUGUUGUUAGUAGAUCGGUAUACAUUGCUGUAUUGCAGUGAGGACAAACAAAAUUGAUUGCUGCCACAAAUUUAAGAAACAAAGUAUUUCUGUCUCAGAAUUAGGCUCUUAAUAUCUCUACGUGAGUACAGGUUUUCACUCCCAUUAGGUUGUAUUUAUAUGUUGUGUUAUGAAAUUCUGAGAUGCACUACUGCAAAGCCAUUUCAUGAAGAUGUUUUUCUUGGUUUUCAGCAACAAAGCUAUUUCUUUCAAACUGGAUACUUACCUAAAGGCCAGCAGAAUGCUCUCAAGCAGCUUUUUGUGCUUUAAGGCUGUGUAAACAGUUUCCAAAGAUUUCAGUUGUCUUGUUAAAUGUUGUUCAUUCUCAGUGUUGUUCUCAGCAAGAUUCUGCAGAUGAAACAGGAGAUGUUUUGCAAGUUAUUGUCUGAGUUUUGCUGAUAACGGGUCAUCUAAAUCACACAAAGGCACAAGGCAGAUCCUGACAUUCUUUCAGUGACUUCCACUGCUGCGGGUGCUGCUCCAGCCCCUGCUAUGGUGCAUGUGGUCUGUAAGUGACAGACAUCGUGCCCUUACUGCAAAGAUACAGCAGUUACAUGGGAUCGCAUCCCUGCUCCGUAGAUAAAGCUGCAUGAGGAGUUUGUUCCAUUCUUGCAAAAUACAUUUUUAGAGCUGGUAUGGGUAGAAACCAAACCUCUGACAGAAGCUCACAUGAAGCGAUGCCUCUUGCUAACAGCACUGGUCAGGACUGAGCCUGGAAGUCCUUUUCAAUCCAGUUUUCCUCUGUAAGAAAACCUGCCUGUAAAUGUCUUUUGAACUCUAAUUUAGUACACAGUGCAUUUAGUGCAGCACAGCUGAUUAAGGAAGUCCAGGUCUUUGAGAACAGUUUGUCUGUGCAGCCCUGCUUCUCGCUCGCCUGAUGUGUAAUAGUGACUUGCAGAAAGCUGUUCUUGUGAUGAAAAUAUCUUACAAGGUGCUUUACAGUGAAGAACCAAAAUAUUUUUCAGUUUGAAUGUACAGUGCAAGUGAAAUAAUGUGGGAGGUAAAUGUGUUCUUAAAUGUAAAUGUUUUACUAUGUAAGUCCCUUACUCCUCUUGUAGACUGUUUGAGUUCAAGAAUCUAAAAUAUCUCUUGGAAACAUAGUUACAAAUGGAAUUAUGUAUUACUCGUUUGUUUUGUUUUCUGUAACUAUUUAUAAAACCUGUUUUAUUUAAAGAUACAUAUAUAUAUAUAUAUAUAUACACACACACACUCUUAAGGCUUUAAGCAUCACUCCGAAUCUUACCAAUAAAGUUUUAAAAGUGUAGACACUUGAAAUUUUAAAUGAAAAGGAAUGUGAAGCUGGCAGAACACAGUGAAAGCAAGCAAUUUUAUUUAUUACAGAUGUUGCUUAAAACAAGUUCCAUCCUAAUGCUUUAAAUUUGAAUGGAAGAAAGAACGCUAUUAUGGAAUGUUAAUUUAGUACUGUUACAUUUCUUUAUAUUGAGGAAAAUGCAGUUUCAUAAUUCUCAUUCUUUUAAGAUUGUUCCUCCAUUCUUAUAGUGAUAAUUAUAAACUGUAUAAUAAAAGAUCUAUCUUUAA
Lagopus leucura (white-tailed ptarmigan) is the source of this 7581-nucleotide messenger RNA. It is a transcript of the gene ATP7A, whose product is annotated as ATPase copper transporting alpha. The record is from RefSeq and is a predicted model, not a curated record. Gene Ontology annotation, biological process: monoatomic cation transport. The coding region runs from base 113 to 4594 and encodes 1493 amino acids. NCBI's taxonomy places the organism in Eukaryota, Metazoa, Chordata, Aves, Galliformes, Phasianidae. Gene Ontology annotation, cellular component: membrane. Gene Ontology annotation, molecular function: ATPase-coupled monoatomic cation transmembrane transporter activity; ATP binding; copper ion binding. The transcript has 23 exons.